CAAGAACUGACCGCCAAGUUGUGGUGUCUCAUCAAAUGAUGUCCAAAAUCAAUGACAUUCUGUGUCUUCGGGCGGAGAACUCGCGGCUGAAGAAUGAGUUGCAAUUCGUGCAGAACUUUAACGAGUUGUUGCAAAACUAUCGCCAUUUGAUGACCAACUGUAUGACCACAUGCGACACCUGUGCCAAGAACGAGGACAUGGCCACGAAGUACCAGUACCUGGAAGUGACGUACACUAAGCACCUGGACUUUGCCAAAGAGAAAGAGCUCCGGGCGCUCAACCCGUUGCCAACCGGCGGCCAAAACGCUGCCACCGAUGGCCAGAACAACGCCGACGUCGACGUGAAACCCGGUGGACACCUCUUUGACGACUCGGAUGACGACGACUCGGACGAUGAAGAGGACGGACCCGACAGCGAGGACGACACCGAUGAUGACGACGAUGAAGAGUAUGGCGGCGGCGGUGCCGGUGAUAGCGAUUCCUAUAUCGAUCCCAUUGAUUAUCUAAUGAUACAACAGCGGCCGCCGCCGCCUCCACCGCCCGCCCCGAGGGGGAGACCCCGUCGGGCGGCCACCAGACAGACUGCCAAACCGGCCGCAGCGCCCGCCGCCGCACGUGCCGUACGCCAGAAGCGCAAUACGCGAACCACGUGGAUCAAGAACCAGAAGUACUACAAGUGUGACUCGUGUGAGUACACGCACCGCAAACUACCGAACCUGGAGUCACACAAAAACAAAGUACACCUAAACAUCAGGCCAUUCAAGUGCGACAAAUGCGACAAAGAUUUUACGGGUAAACCAGUGCUCGACAAACACAAACGCAAAGUACACAACGAGUCCGAAUCGGUGUAUCACUACUGCGAUUGGCAGGAAUGCAAAUUCCGGACCAAAUACUGGAACAAUCUGAAGGAGCAUAAACUGCGGCAUACGGGCGCCCGUGGGUUCCGGUGCGCGUGGCCGGGCUGUGACAAGUCCUUCUACAACAACAAGGAGUUGACGCAACACAUGUCCAGCCACGAGGACGCCAAGGAUUGGCGCUGCGAUUGGCCCGGAUGUGGGGCCAGUUUCAAGCGCGCCGUCUACUUGGGUCGCCAUAAGCUGUUGCAUACCUGUCCCGAUACGCUGCACCCGUGCAUAUCGCAACAGUUGGCCGCCGUUACGGCCGGUAUUGGCGGCCAUCAGGACGGCGGCCGCCAUCACCACCACAGCCACCAUCACAGUCGACAGCAGCAGCAGAUAGUGCCUCAGAUGAUGGCGGCCGCAGCGGUGGCCCAGAGGGGUCAGAUGAUGAGCGCCGCGGCCGCUGCCGCCGCUAUGGGCGCCGGUGGGGUCGGGGGAGCCGGCGGCGGUGGCGGAGCCGGUGUUGGCAGUGGACUACAGUCGCCACCGCCGCCGCAAUUGUCGUUCCGGUGGCCAAACAUUCCGCCAAAUAUGGCAAACAUAGCCAACAUUCCUAACAUUCAUAACAAGACAUUUUGA
This is a messenger RNA of Medioppia subpectinata, 1478 nucleotides long. The record is from the annotation of a GenBank genome assembly. NCBI's taxonomy places the organism in Eukaryota, Metazoa, Arthropoda, Arachnida, Sarcoptiformes, Oppiidae.